Molecule: messenger RNA, 788 nt
Organism: Syzygium oleosum
Lineage: Eukaryota; Viridiplantae; Streptophyta; Magnoliopsida; Myrtales; Myrtaceae
Product: thioredoxin Y1, chloroplastic-like
Exons: 4
Coding region: 124-648 (174 amino acids)
Cellular component (GO): cytoplasm
Molecular function (GO): oxidoreductase activity, acting on a sulfur group of donors, disulfide as acceptor; protein-disulfide reductase activity
Source: RefSeq, a predicted model, not a curated record
GAAUCCGAAAAGCUCUUCGCUCCUCUUCCCCGAAUCCACGCGCGCAGGCGACGCAGCUGCGGAGAUAUUUUCUCCUCUUCGAUUCUAUCCAAAAAGGAGGAAGAGCUCGCGGUGGUUGUUCCCAUGGCGAUUUCGCUCUCUCCCUCUUCGAUUCCUUGCUUGAGGAGCGAGAAUCGGGCCGGCGCCGCCCCCGCCUCGUCCCCCCCGCCGCCGCUCCGGCUCCGGCUCCCGGCUGGCUCUCGCGGGUUCUCCGGCGGCGGCGGAGGAGGCCGGAGGAUCUCGGUGAAUCCGUGGCCUCGGAGCUCCUCUCUGGUGGUUGAAGCUAAGAAGCAGACAUAUAACUCUUUGGAUGAUUUGUUGGCCAAAUCCGAGAAACCUGUAUUAGUUGAUUUUUAUGCUACUUGGUGUGGUCCUUGUCAAUUUAUGGUUCCCAUCCUUAAUGAGGUCAGCAUUAGACUUAAGGAUACAAUUCAAGUUGUGAAGAUCGAUACUGAGAAGUACCCCAGCAUUGCUGAUAAAUACAGGAUAGAAGCAUUACCUACCUUUAUCAUAUUUAAAGACGGGGAGCCCUUUGAGCGUUUUGAGGGUGCUCUGACAGCUGAUCAACUGAUCCAGCGGAUUGAGGAUUCGCUGAAAGUUAAGCAAUAGCUUUAGUGAGCCCCAGUUAUUCUCUUGGUAUUGUUCCAUUGUAAGCAUAUGUCUUGAACAUUGUCCUUUCACAAAUCCUCCAGAAUGUUGCAAUUCUCAUUUGAGAAUGAUAAUCGGUGGCCUCAGCCUUGUUGUAUGAA